GAAAUCUGUUUAUCACAGCUGACUCCAGAAGAGAGAACCUAACAGACCAAUAACAAUGGAAGAAAUUGAGAAACUUAUCAAAAAACUACCAUCUCCCAAAACACCAGGCCCAGAUGGUGUUACAGGUUAGAAAAAAUCCUUCAUGAAGAAAAAAGAUCUUAAGCAACAUGGUGGAUUCAGAAGCUCAUGAAAAGAGGCCGCCACUCCUGACAUCUUCAAAACAGGAUAUAUCACCUCGUAUUGCAGAUGUUGGUGAGAUGAAGCAUUACUUGUGUGGCUGCUGUGCGGCUUUCAACAACAUUGCCAUCACCUUUCCCAUUCAGAAGGUCCUCUUCCGGCAACAGCUGUAUGGAAUCAGAACGCGGGAUGCAGUCCUGCAGUUGAGGAGGGAUGGAUUUCGAAACUUGUAUCGCGGAAUCCUUCCCCCCUUAAUGCAGAAGACAACCACACUGGCCCUUAUGUUUGGUCUGUAUGAGGAUUUAUCUUGCGUUCUCCGUAAGCAUGUCAGUACCCCAGAGUUUGCAACCCGCAGCAUGGCAGCAAUACUGGCAGGGACAACAGAAGCGAUUUUCACUCCAUUGGAAAGAGUUCAAACAUUGCUUCAGGACCACAAGCAUCAUGACAAAUUUACAAACACCUAUCAUGCUUUCAAGGCACUGAAAUGCCACGGAAUGAGAGAGUAUUAUCGAGGCUUGGUGCCCAUCCUGUUCCGUAAUGGAUUCAGCAAUGUCCUUUUUUUUGGCCUUCGAGGGCCCAUCAAGGAACAUCUGCCGACCGCCACGACUCACAGUGCUCACUUGGUCAAUGAUUUUAUCUGUGGAGGUCUGUUGGGUGCCGUGUUGGGGAUCUUGUUUUUCCCAGUUAAUGUUGUAAAAACUCGCAUGCAGUCUCAGAUUGGUGGGGAAUUCCAGUCUUUCCCCAAAGUUUUCCAAAAAAUCUGGCUAGAACGGGACAGGAAACUGACGAAUCUUUUCAGAGGUGCCCAUCUGAAUUACCAUCGGUCCCUCAUCUCUUGGGGCAUAAUCAAUGCGACUUACGAGUUCUUGUUAAAGAUUAUAUGAACGAAGUCACUUAAGUGCCAUUUAUCAACUGAAUAGACCUAAGAAGAGUGCAGUUUGGCCUCAUUCCUAAUUGGCCGAUACAAGUUGGUGUCAUAAGUCCAGGGCACAGUGAAUUAUGGGCAAAGCUGUUUUCCUUAAGCCCCAACAAAUUCGGAAUAAAAGGUUUCAGUAGGAAAAUUUGAGGAAUUUUGUUUUUUGGUUUUUUUUAUUGUUAUCUGAGAACUUUCGGCUAAUUGCUUGGUUAAUAGCUGUCUAUCUGAUGGCUUUUGACAAGGAAACUAAUAGCCAAGAUACCGUUUUUCCUGCAAAAGUCUUUAAACCUUCUGGAUUGAAAUGUAAGGGCCAUGACCAGCCAGAGAAAAGGCUGUCAGGGCCCCGUGAAUUCUCAGGCUGACUUCUGUUACUCCAUCUCUGG
Molecule: messenger RNA, 1476 nt
Organism: Ceratotherium simum simum (southern white rhinoceros)
Lineage: Eukaryota; Metazoa; Chordata; Mammalia; Perissodactyla; Rhinocerotidae
Source: RefSeq, a predicted model, not a curated record